Messenger RNA from Artibeus jamaicensis (Jamaican fruit-eating bat), 1148 nucleotides. It is a transcript of the gene NSA2, whose product is annotated as NSA2 ribosome biogenesis factor. The transcript is spliced from 6 exons. Gene Ontology annotation, cellular component: nucleolus; preribosome, large subunit precursor. The coding region runs from base 191 to 973 and encodes 260 amino acids. NCBI's taxonomy places the organism in Eukaryota, Metazoa, Chordata, Mammalia, Chiroptera, Phyllostomidae. The record is from RefSeq and is a predicted model, not a curated record. Gene Ontology annotation, biological process: maturation of LSU-rRNA; maturation of 5.8S rRNA.
CCUUCACGCCAGAAGCGGAGAACAGAAACUCGGAACGAGUAUGUUGCGCUUUCACUAGAGACGGUCGUCGUAGAAGUGUUCCUUUCCUGUGGCGGGGCGCGUGAAGUUGGAUCGUGGGUCUCUGAGACCCGAAAGUUGACCUCAUCUAAGUGCUCGGAGGACUGCCCCUGGCAGCCCAGCGGCCGUAACCAUGCCACAAAACGAGUAUAUUGAGUUACACCGUAAGCGCUAUGGAUAUCGUUUGGAUUACCAUGAAAGAAAGAGAAAAAAGGAAGGUCGAGAGGCUCAUGAACGUUCAAAGAAGGCAAAAAAGAUGAUUGGUCUGAAGGCUAAGCUCUACCAUAAACAGCGCCAUGCUGAGAAAAUACAAAUGAAGAAGACUAUCAAGAUGCAUGAAAAGAGAAACACCAAACAAAAGAAUGAUGAAAAGACUCCACAAGGAGCAGUACCUGCCUAUCUACUGGACAGAGAGGGACAGUCCCGAGCUAAAGUACUUUCCAACAUGAUUAAACAAAAACGAAAAGAGAAAGCGGGGAAAUGGGAAGUCCCUCUGCCUAAAGUUCGUGCCCAGGGAGAAGCAGAGGUAUUAAAAGUUAUUCGAACAGGAAAGAGAAAGAAAAAAGCAUGGAAGAGGAUGGUUACUAAAGUGUGCUUUGUUGGAGAUGGCUUUACUCGAAAACCACCUAAAUAUGAAAGAUUCAUUAGGCCAAUGGGUUUACGUUUCAAGAAGGCCCAUGUAACACAUCCUGAACUGAAAGCCACCUUUUGCCUGCCAAUACUUGGUGUAAAGAAGAAUCCCUCAUCCCCACUUUAUACAACUUUGGGUGUUAUUACCAAAGGUACUGUCAUCGAGGUGAACGUAAGCGAGUUGGGCCUUGUGACCCAAGGAGGCAAGGUUAUUUGGGGAAAAUAUGCCCAGGUUACCAACAAUCCUGAAAAUGAUGGAUGUAUAAAUGCAGUCUUACUGGUGUAACAGCAGUUUCAUACAAGUAACCCCUGUAAUUAUUGGAAGACUAUGCAUCAGUCAGGGAAACAGGACUGUGAUGUUUCUGCAUACUUCAAUUAUUACAAUGGCUUACAUGUCUGCAGUCAUCAGGAGAACUAUUUUAUUGUAAAGAACAUUAAAAUGGCCCAGUUUUACAAAUUGG